AUGUCCUUCAACUCUGAAAGUUCAUUACCGCAUUCCAAACAGUGGGAUUAUGAUGUGUUUUUGAGUUUUAGAGGAGAAGAUACUCGUAAGACCUUUGUCGCCCACCUUUAUAGAGAAUUAAGUCGAGCUGGAAUCAAUACCUUCAAAGAUGAUGAAACACUAAAAAGUGGUGUAUCCAUCUCACCUCAACUUGUGAGUUCCAUAAAACGGUCAAGGUUUGCCAUUCUCGUCUUCUCAGAGAACUAUGCUUCAUCCAAAUGGUGCUUGGAUGAGUUAUCGAAGAUUAUGGAAUGUCAACUUGAACUUGGGCAGGUAGUUGUACCAAUCUUCUGCGACAUCACUCCGUCAGAAGUACGCUACCAGAGAAAUAGUUUUGCUAAAGCCUUUUCCAGGUAUGAGGAAGAUUUCAAGGGUGACACCAACAAGGUGCACAACUGGAGGAAAGCUUUAAAAGAAGCAACCGAUUUGUCUGGCCAUGAUCUGCAUGGAGCUACUUACAAUGGGUUAGUAGCUAUAUUACUUCAUUUUGUCAAGCAUUUCUUCUAUAAUGGUUGUUGCACUUGCACAUGUUUUCUUUGUACAACUCAUGAACUUAUUGAACUGCAAGACAUCACUCCGUCAGAAGUACGCUACCAGAGAAAUAGUUUUGCUAAAGCCUUUUCCAGGUAUGAGGAAAAUUUCAAGGGUGACACCAACAAGAUGCUUAACUGGAGGAAAGCUUUAAAAGAAGCAGCCGAUUUGUCUGGCCAUGAUCUGCAUGGCGCUACUUACAAUGGAGACGAGUCUAUAUGCAUUCAACAUAUUGUGAAAGAUAUAUCUAAUAAGUUGAGCCGAAAGUCAAUGAUCAGUGGCACUCUUGUGGGAGCAGAAUCACAAAUUCAAGCUGUACUUUCACUGUUGAUGAUGGAGUGUGAAGAUGUUCGAUUUAUUGGGAUUUUAGGGAUGAGUGGUAUUGGGAAGACCACCAUUGCAAGGGCUAUUUUUGAUAGUAUUUCUCAUCAAUUUGAAGGUGCUUGUUUUGUUGUAAACGUUAAAGAAAAUCAAGCUAAGCUGGGAUUGUUGUCUCUACAAAAGACUCUGGUUUCUGAGGUGUUGACAGUUGAAUCUGUGAAUAUAGCUGAUGAAUAUGGUGGAAUUGAUAUGAUCAGAAAAAGGCUUGGUUCUAAGAAGGUUUUAGUAGUUCUUGAUGAUGUGGAUCACCAAGACCAGUUGGAUGGGUUAUCUGGACACAGUAAUUGGUUUGGUAGAGGCAGUAGAAUUAUUAUAACAGCAAGGGAUAAACACUUGUUUCGGGACUAUGAUGGAACUUAUAGUGUCGGCUUACUAGCUGAAGCUGAAGCGAUUCAGCUGUUUAGUUGGCAUGCUUUUAGAAAAACAUCUCCUAACAGUGAUUUUCAGCAGCUCUCUCAACGGGUGGCACAGUACGCCGGUGGCCUUCCCCUGGCGCUUAAAGUCAUAGGUUCCUUCCUGUGUGGACGGAGCAUGAAGCAGAGGAGAGAUGCACUGAAAGGUAUUCCAGAAGAUGAAAUUAUUUCAAAGCUUAAGAUAAGUUGUGAUGGACUGGAGGAUGCACAUAAGCAAGUUUUUCUAGACUUAGCAUGUUCCCUUAUACCAGGUCCUGCUUAUAUUAGAAAACUGUACCCUGAAAUAAUAAUAGCUGUCCUGAUUGAGAAGUCCCUCCUUUUUGAGUCAUCAUUUGAAAGGAUUGCGAUGCAUGAUUUGAUUCGAGAAAUGGGACGACGCGUUGCACUGCAACAACAAUACCCGAAGAAAAGGAUAUGGCUUCAUGAAGAUAUUGCUGAAUGUUUUAACAGAAAAUACGGUAUCAAGAGAAAUUUUAUAAAUUAUAAGUCAUUAAUUUACGAUAUUCUGUUCUUGCCUUGA
Messenger RNA from Solanum stenotomum, 1884 nucleotides. Its product is annotated as disease resistance protein Roq1-like. Gene Ontology annotation, biological process: signal transduction; defense response. The transcript is spliced from 3 exons. Gene Ontology annotation, molecular function: ADP binding. Lineage: Eukaryota; Viridiplantae; Streptophyta; Magnoliopsida; Solanales; Solanaceae. The record is from RefSeq and is a predicted model, not a curated record. The coding region runs from base 1 to 1884 and encodes 627 amino acids.